This is a messenger RNA of Achroia grisella, 1998 nucleotides long. RefSeq lists its product as uncharacterized. The coding region runs from base 1 to 1998 and encodes 665 amino acids. The record is from RefSeq and is a predicted model, not a curated record. Gene Ontology annotation, molecular function: nucleic acid binding; zinc ion binding. NCBI's taxonomy places the organism in Eukaryota, Metazoa, Arthropoda, Insecta, Lepidoptera, Pyralidae. The transcript has 4 exons.
AUGGCGACGAGAACAAAUACCUCGCAAAUCAAGUAUUUUGAAGAAGGAGAUGAUAUUGACUGUUUUUUAGAACGUAUGGACCAAUACAUGGUGGCAUAUGCAGUGGAACAAACGAAGCAAGUUUCAGUAUUGCUCAUGUCUUUGGAUGAAAAGACAUACAAAACGUUAAAAAGUAUAUUUCACCCUACGCUACCAAAAGAAAAAGCCUAUAAAGAGCUAUGCGAAGCUCUAAAAUUACGCUUUAGACAAAGAGUUUCUUACUAUAGAACUAGAACACUAUUCGACAAAAUAUCAAAAAACGACAACGAAAACAUUUCGACGUGGUACACAAGGGUAAGAGAAAUGGCAGCUGAUUGUGAUUUCGGCAAAACAUUUGAAGACAGAGUCAAGGACAAAUUUGUUACAGGUAUUAGAUUUGGUCCAAUUUUUGAAAGAUUAUGUGAGGAAUCCACGACACGGAAUGUGUCAGAAUUAUUAGAAAUUGCUUUAGCCAAAGAGUCAGUGUUACAAGAGAGGCAAAAGAGUUUUGUAAACAAGGUGCAAGUAGUCAAGAAACCUCAAUAUUCUAAAAUUUCAAAAUAUGAUCCAGAUAAGGCUAAGGACUCAUCUAAGGAAACUAUUUUAAAAUGCAUUCACUGUGGAAAGUCAAAUCACUCUUUUGCAAGAUGCAAAUAUAAGACCUAUAAAUGUAAAUUGUGUGGGAAGAUAGGGCAUUUAGCAGCAAUAUGUAAAAGCAAGACUACUCACACUGCGCACACAGUGGAAAUGCAAGAUAAAGAAGAGGAGAAUGGUUCGGUUAGCAUUUUUACUAUGGAAAUGGACACGGUGCCACAAUUAAAUUAUAUUUCUCCAUACAGCAUUGAGUGUAUAAUCGGCUCAAAAGCAGUUAAGAUGGAACAGGACACCGGUGCGGCUGUCUCUUGUAUUCCGGAUAGUGUUUACAACAGGUGCUUUACAAACUUUCAAUGUCAAGCUGUCAACUGUGAGUUGAAGACAUAUAAUGGUGAAGUAGUUAAACCUAUAGGCUUAGGUGAAAUUGAAGGAGAAAUAAUUAAAUUAGAAUUAUUAGAUGAAAAGGUUAAACCAGUAUUUCACAAACCUAGGCCCAUUCCAUAUGCUUACAAGGACAAAAUAGAUGAGGAGUUAUUGAAAUUAGAAAAGGAGAGAGAAGAAACACCGUUAGUUCCUGUUAUGAAAGAAAAUGGUCAAUUAAGACUUUGUGCGAAUUAUAAAAUAACAAUAAAUAAAUAUUUAAAAGAUGUUAACCAUCCUCUACCUCGUAUUGAGGACAUUUUUGCAGCUUUACAGGGGGGUGAUAAAUUCUCUAAGUUAGAUUUACGCAAUGCAUUCAAUCAUUUGAUAUGUGAUAAUGAGACAGGAAACCUUCUGGCAUGGUCUACACCCAGGGGUAUUUACAGAUUGAAUAGGCUACCAUAUGGCACUAAGCCUGCCAGUGCGAUUUUUCAGGCAAAAUUGGAAAAAGUUUUGUUAGGCGCAAAAGGAGUUAUAAAUUUUAUUGAUGAUACUAUAGUUACAGGGGCAAAUGAUGAGGAACAUUUGCAAAAUUUAGAAGAAGUUUUAAGACGAUUUCAAAAGGUUGGUAUUCGAUUAAACAAAUCAAAAUGCCUAUUUUUUGAGAAAGAGGUCAAGUAUUUAGGCCACAUAAUUUCAAAAGAGGGUUUAAGGAAGGAUAAUUCUAAAUUAAAUGGCAUAAUUUAUGCACCACCACCAAGUACUGUCACAGAAGUCCGUGCUUGGAUUGGCUCUGAAAAUGUAAUGGCUGAUUGUAUGUCCAGAUUGCCUGUUAGUUCUUUUAGUGAAAAUGAAAUAAAUUUAAAAGAGUGUGAUUACAUUAAUUUUGUAGAACAACAAAAUGUUAUUGACUUAAACAUGCUCGACCAGAACCACCAAAGUCAAAUGUCAUUUCAUGGCCAAGUUGUAGCUAUCCCUAUGAAAGAGUUCAUGCAGAUUUUCUUGGGCCUAUUGAUGGCAAAAUAA